GCCGUCGAGGGAACUCCUCGCGGCGGCGGCCGGUGUCGUCGUCGUCGCCGCCGCAACCACCGCAGCAGCCGCGACUAUCGCUGUCUCGGUCGGCCGUGGUACGCUGGUCCAGGGGAACUUCUAAGGGCCCCGCCAACCCGGACCGCUCAGGCAGGUACCUGGGCAACUGGUCCGGGAUACGCACGAGCGGGGCUGACAUCAUCGAACAGCGGGAAUACCCCGGUGAACGGACGCUCGCCGACAAAGGGACGACGACGCGGGUUACCGUGGCGCGAAUUCGUUCACUAUCGCAGAGACGAGAAACGCAAACGGCAAAAGAAACGGCGAGAGAAAAAACGAAGCGUUUUUCCGAUCGAGAGCGGAGAGACGCCGAGACUCGAUUACCCGUCCAGGAAGGCGUCGACGCGUGUCGCUGCGCGGUGGAGAAGAAAAACGACAAGUAUUUGGCGCGAAUUAUCGAGUGGCGUAAGGAUAUCUCUUCCGAGAUAUCUCCGAGGAAACACUCGGAAGCAAAGUCGUCUCGGAAUCGGUCACGUUGCACGAGAGAAUCGUGUUUCCGCGGGUAUAGCGGAAGUAACGGUAGCAUCAGCGUCGCAGGCCGCGUCGCGAGCGGCGUCCCGGAAGCACGAGGAGUCAAGAAUCGGGGAACAGAGAGCGUGCCGAGAGGCGGGCCUCAGCCUUGGUGGCAGCGAUGCGGGGCCUCCUGCAGCAGCCCGGCCGCAAUACGGAUCAUCCACGCCGCGAGUCCACCGCGAGCCCGCGUCACCAUCAUCAUCAUCAUCGUCGUCGUCGGCCGGCGUGCGCGACACCGGCAAACAGGAGGCGGCAGCGACAAGAUCGGUCGUUGGUGGAAGAAGGCGAAGCACGUUGCACGCCGAGGAGCGUCGACGGGGAGGAGCGCGACGACAGGACGUCGGGGACGUUAGCGUCCCCGAUCAUCUCCUCGCGCCCAUGCGGCUCGAUCCGUUUGGACUCACGGGACCACCCACGUCGAAAAAACGGAGAAGAGAGAAGAAGAGAGAGGAAAAGAAGGAGCAGCAGCAAUUAUGGUCAUCGUCGUCGUCGUCGUCGGCCUCGCUCGUCGAGUGCGUACGGUUCGUUCGCGCCGCGUCGACCAGAUCGUUUUCCGGAUCGAUUCGCGAUCGCGUUGAGGCCCGACACCACGACGGGCCCGAUGAUAAUGAAGAAGCCGGAACUGCCACUGCCUUUCGCGUCCCUCGUGAUUCCGCUUCGCGCGGCGUGGUGCGCGCACGCACGCGCGAUUGCCACGAGGAUCACGAGGACGAGAAUGAUUACGACGGCGACGCCGACGUCGGCGUCGUCUUUGCCGGCGCGCCGCCCGCGCGAACGCGCAUUCUCUGCGUCGACCGUCCGUCGCCUCAACGACGGGCCCCGCGUUUCGCUCGAAGAGCAAGAGGAAGGGCACGGAGAAGACGGGAGAGAGGACCGAUCCCCGAGGAAAGGCCCGACGUGGCUGCCUCGGUUGUUUCUUUCGUCGACGUGCUUGCUUACACUGCCUAUAGCGAUGACAGAGACGACGAUGACGACGACGACGGUGACGACGAAGGACGAACGCGUUACAAGCGAAAGAGGAUUCACGGUGGACCCGAAGAGGACCAUGACAAGCAUACCGAAAAUGGAAACGACGACGACAACGACGCGCGUGUUAGUGUUCCGGGUAACGAACAAGAACGCAGAGACGCGAAAGAAAACGCGCCUCGCGAGGACUACAUCCGCGCCGAGGUGGAUACAAUUAAUCGUGGUGUGCCUAAGGAUGAUCAUCAGUGGGCAUCGCCAUCCUCAUUGUUGGACGGGAGAGAGGAUCGUCGUUGCGAAUGCAUCGAUAAUUACGAUUGCGAGCACCCGACAGUGGACGAGGAGUUUGACGGGCAAGGACGAAGAAAGGGAGAAGGAUGGAGACGUAGCGAUAACACUGCCUGGUUCCAAAAGCCAAUUACUAGGAGGAGAGGAGGAGGAACAGGGGAGAAGCCGCGUACACGCAGGAGUUAUUACAGGCUGCUGCUAUUUAUGCUAUAUCUUCUGGCGUGGCCCCUGCUGUGCUCGACCAGUCCCUCGGGUCACUUUACCUCGACCUUCACGCAGAAUCCGACCCUCGCGCACAUCAAGAAUCCCGCGCAGCGAGGGAACGCCUCGCCGCCGGAUGUAUCGUAUUUGUCGUCGACGGUCAUCAUGCAACACCAGCACCAGCAACCGCAACAAUACGUUCAGGGUAGCGAUUACAAUACCGAUAACGAGCGUCAUCGUCAUCACCAGCAACAGCAGCAAGAGCAACAGCAAGAGAGGAAAGAAAAGCGAGAGAAUUCGGGUCGAGAAAAGGAGCUUCAGUCACGGUUUCCCGACAGAACAAUAUACAACUGGGACGUGAACCAAUUGAAUCCUUGGCUGUCGGCCUGCGAUCUGGCGGGACCAGCGCCGGCCGAUCUUCAAGGUAGCUGCGGUCCACCGGAAGUGCCCAAGUCCUGUCCGAUGCCGUGCGAGAAUGAGAACGAGAUGAUCGGGGGGAGAGCGGGAAUCAACAGCGCGAGGACGACGACGACGAGAACGGGGGUCGAGGACAGAUACGGCGAGGAGAAAAAGAAGGAGGAGGGCGUACGGACUGCCCGGGAACAGUGCCUUUUAUAUCUCGAGGAGUCGCACAAGGGGAAGAUCUGUAGGGACGAUUCUGGUCGGAGUACGCCAAAUUUUUCCCUGAGAAAGGAUCGAUAUCGGUUCGUGAGCAGGCUGCGUCUGCGGCACUGCUGCGAGCAAGCGGUGGUCAACGCCCUGGCGCCGGGCAAGGACGGCCCGCUCGAGGACGUGCUAAACGGCGGCCAGAAAUGCGCCGAUACCCUGGACAAGCUGUUGAUCAUCGAUGCCCUGGCCGCGAGGCUGCAUUGCGAGUUCGAGGAAGUACUGGCGCGCUACGAUUGCGCCCAGCCGUACUCCGUCAUCCACAACUGCACCCAUUGCAAGGAGGCGUAUAGGAAAUGGGUGUGCAGCUCCCUGGUGCCUUACUUUGCUCACGGGGGACCGAUGGACGCGGAAACCCCGGGGGGCAGCCGGACCGGCACCAGACUAAGGCCCUGCCGAUCCUUCUGCCAGUCCGUGGAGCAACGUUGCCCCUACUUACUUCCGGGCGAUCGUGCCCCCGCGUACCCCACGCAAUACGCCGGCGAACCCACCUUUCUUUGCGGAGACCCGAACAUCCCCGAGACCGGCGAGCAGGCCGCGAGGGCGUUGCACAACAGCAAUGACAACGAGUGCUGUUUCCACGUGUGCGCCGAGGACGCACCAAUAUCGGGUAUCUGCGCCAAUUGUGAAGAACCGUGGAAGAAUGGCAGAUACGACCCCUCGACGGCUCCCCAGUGCGACACUGCCGCCCCUCAGUCUGGUCCUACCGAUCAGCAGUAUCCGGGCUCGCAGGCGGGCCAACCGGAAGCGGUCACGGACCGCGAGCCCGCCGACGACGGCCAGGAAACAAGCACCGCAUCUUCCUCGUCCAGCACCCCGGCAUCUUCGUCGACCACCACCACCGACAAACAGGGCACGUUGUUUUGCGGCAGCGGCCGCAUCGGCUCGAUACCAAGCGCGUCCUCGCCCGGUCGAUCAAGCCCGUCGAUCGUCCUCCAGCUCUUCUGGCUCUGCUCGGUCCUAAUUUCCCUCCCUGCGAACGCGCUGCAAUACAAUCUCGCGUCCUCCUGGAGCCCCUUCGGCUUUUUUCGGUUGAUCGGUUCCGGCCUGCCGGGCGCGUUCGUCUUGAGAAGGACCUUCAACGAUCUUCGCGCUUCCGCUUUCGAUCCACGCUCGGCCGGGAUCUACCGACACGCCGUCGUGCGGUGUCUCCUGUUCAUCCUCUGGAUGCCCAGACGGGCGGUGACGAAAUGCCGUCGUCGCGGAUGGUGGUGGUGGAGGUCCUGGAGGAGGUCCAGCAGCCGGCACUUUCGCUGGAAACUUCCACGUCGCGCCAGCGGCGUCGCAUCCUGGCGAUCGAUCCUGCGCGACGCGUCGACCUCGUCGAUCCUCGUGCUGUUCCUCAAGUUCGCGGAGAAGUGUCGGUGUCGCGAUUGGUGGUGGUUGUGGCGCCGGUGGCGGAAGUGCGGGUCGACGGAUGGACAGGACGCGGGACUCGUCCGGAGAAAACGUUCUACGACCGUUCACGGGACGCGUCGUCGAGGACACCGGCGAGGCAGGGGUCUCAGCGGAAUUUUCGAGACGGACGUCGCGAGUUUGGCCAAAGCGACGUCCAGGAAGGACCCGCCAUAGAGAGGCGAAGUUCGCUUUCCUGGAUACGCAGGAUCGUACGGGUUUUUUUCUAUUUUCGGUAUCUCCGUGAGAGGUCCUCCCUCGCGGAGUACCAGUACUCGAGAAGUACACAGGAUCGAUCGAAGCGAGAUUCGAUCGAGGACAGACCGAUGAUAAACGGAACGUCGCGUCGAGCACAACGCAAGAAGACACGAAGGAUUAGAGGAUGUUCUCUAAGGAUGUUGCACGGGUAGAAAGAACACCAACACCACGAGGAGCAGAGCGAGAGAGGGUAGCAAAGGCGAAAAAAGGAGGAUCAAGCGGAGGAGCGCGGGACGGUCACGUGGACAAUUCAAUUCCGCAGAUUGGAGCAAAAGGGAGAGAAAAGGGAGAACAACAAAGAACAACAACAACAUCAACCACAAAAACAACAAGAACAACCGAGAACGAAGGAAACGUAACGUCUAGCGCUAAUAAUAAUGAUAAUAAUACAAUAAUAAUGAAUAAAACAAAAUAAAAUAAUAAAUAAUGAAUAAUAAUAGUUAAUAAUAAUGAUAAUGAUGAAAUAAUAUAAUGAAGAUUAAAUAAUGAAGUAUAAACGAUAUAAAUAUAUAAAUAUAUUAUAUAUAAAGAGAAAAACGAUUGAAAAGAGUAACGUUAAAGUAAACGAUAGAAUAAUAACGAUACGAUUAUUAUUACACAUUAAAUUACGUUACACACAGAGAGAAAGAAUGAGAAUGAGCGUGAGAAUGAGAGAAAGAGAGAUA
Formica exsecta is the source of this 5009-nucleotide messenger RNA. RefSeq lists its product as uncharacterized. Gene Ontology annotation, molecular function: stretch-activated, monoatomic cation-selective, calcium channel activity. The coding region runs from base 952 to 4263 and encodes 1103 amino acids. Gene Ontology annotation, biological process: calcium ion import across plasma membrane. The transcript has 4 exons. Gene Ontology annotation, cellular component: plasma membrane. NCBI's taxonomy places the organism in Eukaryota, Metazoa, Arthropoda, Insecta, Hymenoptera, Formicidae. The record is from RefSeq and is a predicted model, not a curated record.